This is a messenger RNA of Brugia malayi, 1776 nucleotides long. RefSeq lists its product as uncharacterized. The transcript is spliced from 18 exons. Lineage: Eukaryota; Metazoa; Nematoda; Chromadorea; Rhabditida; Onchocercidae. The record is from RefSeq and is a predicted model, not a curated record. Bases 1 to 1776 code for a protein of 591 amino acids.
AUGGAUGGAAUCAAUUUGGAUGGUUUCAUCUAUGAUUGUUCACCAAAUGGUAUACGAUCAAUUUAUUGUUCUGUAAUUGGUGAAGUUUGCUUAGAUGAAACAACGGAAGUAAUUAGCAGAAGUAGAAAGCCUAGUAUUGGAAUGUGGUGCAAGUUUAAGCCAUUCUGCCAGGAAAAUGGAAAAUGGUUUGCCCGAAAGAUUAUAUUAAUGGCACAUCCACGAUUGAAAUGCCUUAUUAGAGAGAACGAAUGUAUUGUUAAAGGAACAGCAGUUGUGUGCAAUGUAAGCGAUUGUUCUGGUUACCUGUGGAAUGACUACAUCGGAUUAAUUGCCGUCGAAGGACAGAUGGUAAAUCAACUGAAACCGCUAACUGCUGUUGAAUUUCAAGCAUUACCACUCAGGAAAAGCGGUACAUCAGUGUAUUUUAUGGCUAAGGAAAUAUGUGUUGAAUCGGAAAGUGUAUUUCAAUCUGAAGUGCUAAUUUUCACGCAAAAAGCCGAGGUAAAAGCAGAUGGUCGAGUCUAUGUGUCGGAUUGUGCUAUUACUUUACUGGAUAUAGCAUAUUCUGCUGAGCCGAUUAUCGGUACAACAAUAUCGAUUCUUUAUUACAGAGCAUACAAUGAUUAUGCUUCUGGCAUUGGUAUUUAUGCAACUACUGAUAGUAAUACUGUUGCUGGAAUCAGAGACGAUUUCUUUACAACUAAACGAUGUUUCGAAUUAUGUGCUGAAUGUACAGAAGUUGAACAGUUCAGUAAUGCUUGUGAAGAUCUGAAUAUAGUAUCUGAUCAGUCACUAGUUAUCGACGAUGAAAUAUCCACUAUAAAAAUUGAUAUUUCGGGGUCACCAAUUAGGAACAUUACCGAAUUUGCGGAAAGCAACGAAAAUAAUCGUUCGACGAAUACUUCGAAAAUGCUUGUUUCAUUAUCGGAUGAUAGCAAUUGUUCGAUGAAUCAAAAUUUCCAGCCACUCAAUUCUAUCGUUCUGGACAAUGAGUUGAAUUCUAGUGACAAAUUUCCUCUCAACUCAUUUGCUGAAAAGAGUGAUCGCGAAUUGGCUAGCUCCUCGAAAGAUAGUGUUGCAGUUGAACCAAAAAACGAAUUCAUGAGGUCAAAACGAGAUGGAUUAGAACCGGAAGAUGUGUGGGAUGACGAAUUUGUUGAACAUUUAACACACAAAUUAAAAGAAAUGAAGGAAAUUCAGGAUGAAAAUGAUGGAAAAUAUAACGACGUAAUCGAUCAGUAUCAGAAUGAUAAUGCAAGUGCUGAGGAAGAAUUUCGCGAUAAACUGAAAGAUUAUUCGGAGAAGGAAUGUGAUUCACUGCUACAUGUUCAAAACAUUGAAACUAAGAUGAGGAACAAUGUUGGCUCCAGUUCACACCUCGUUAUCAGCAACCAAAUUAUGAAUGGAUGGGAUUCAAAAUUGUCAGAAAAUCUAGAAAACAACAUUUCUGUCAAGAAGGAUAUUGGUACGUGGAUCAACGAAAUGGAUAAACUUUGUAUAAAAGUACUUUCAAAUGCGCGCCUUCGUAAUUUUGUAAGCGUAAAUGAAAAUGGAAAUGCUCUUCUCCGUGAUAUAAUGCAUUAUCUGAAUUAUCAAAUAACAAUGGACGAAAUAAAUGAAGAACUUGGAAUUCCACUUUCCGAAGUGACGCCUGAUUGUUUCAAUAUUGUGCACGAAGAACGAGCUCUUGCAAUAUGUCGAAAAUUAAUGAAGAUGAAUGGUUUUGAGCGAAUUGCUAACAGUAAGAUUCCAGAAAUACCGGCGGAAAUGGGAUAA